This is a messenger RNA of Solanum dulcamara, 1963 nucleotides long. Its product is annotated as putative tRNA pseudouridine synthase. Lineage: Eukaryota; Viridiplantae; Streptophyta; Magnoliopsida; Solanales; Solanaceae. Bases 64 to 1542 code for a protein of 492 amino acids. Gene Ontology annotation, cellular component: nucleus. The record is from RefSeq and is a predicted model, not a curated record. Gene Ontology annotation, biological process: mRNA pseudouridine synthesis; tRNA pseudouridine synthesis. Gene Ontology annotation, molecular function: RNA binding; pseudouridine synthase activity. The transcript has 8 exons.
AGAAAUGCCAGUGUCUGCACUCUGGAUACUAGUCUCCGGUUUCUCAGCGCUCGUUGGUAACCCAUGGCAGGCCUUUGUGUACGGCUUCCUCAAAUCCCUCUCACAAAUCUCAGAUCCUCACGCCCUCUAAAGAUAGUGCGCUGCUUAUCCGCAUCACCUGAAGAUUUAUGCGUGGAAAGCAACAAAUGGGAGCCUUUCAUCAAAAAGAAAGUUGUGAUGCGCGUGGGAUACGUGGGCUCUGAUUAUCGAGGUUUGCAAAUGCAAAGAGAUGAACAUCAACUGUCCACCAUUGAAGGUGAACUGGAAAAAGCUAUCUUCAAAGCUGGUGGUAUUCGAGACAGUAAUUUUGGAAAUUUAUAUAAAGUUGGCUGGGCAAGAAGUAGUCGAACCGAUAAAGGAGUUCAUUCCUUGGCGACCAUGAUAUCUCUUAAAAUGGAGAUUCCUGCAGAUGCAUGGGAGGAUGAUCCAAAUGGGAUCACUCUUGCUAAUUGCGUGAACUCAAAUCUUCCAGAGAAUAUCAGAGUUUUCAGUAUUCUACCCUCAAAAAAGAGGUUUGAUGCCAGAAGAGAGUGUAAUGCACGCAAGUAUUCUUAUCUCAUUCCUGCUGAAAUCAUCGGGAUAAAGAAUGAUUCAACUUCUUCUGAAAUCGAGUACCAUUUAGCCAAUUUUAACGACUUACUGAAUUCUUUCGAGGGAGAGCAUCCUUUCCACAAUUACACAAUACGAUCUAAGUACAGGAAACAAUCUCUUGCCAGAAACGCGUUAAAAAAUGACAGUCUCUUAAAAAAAGGGAGGCCUUCUAGUGAGAAAGAAAUAUCUCGGUGUGAGGAAAGUGAUGGAGAACAAAACCAUAAAGAGAAGGGGGUUGAGACAAUUGUUGAGGCUGAAAAUAAAAAUCCAGCAGGCAACUGUAAUGAGAAAGCUAGUCAUUCAAAGGAUCUCAAUUCUGUUUUUCCAAUUCAAGCAAGAUGGCUCCAUGAACCCGAUGCAAGAGAUAAACUUAGCUCUGCUCAUUUCCGAAGGAUUUUUCACUGUCAUUGUGGAAAGUUGGAGAAGUUGCUUGGCAUGAAUUAUGUUGAAGUUUCCAUCUGUGGAGAGUCAUUCAUGUUACAUCAAAUACGCAAAAUGGUAGGGACAGCAGUUGCGAUAAAACGCAAUCUUUUACCACAUGAUAUUUUAAGAAUGUCGUUAUGCAAGUUUUCAAGGAUUGUCUUACCCCUAGCCCCAUCAGAAGUUUUGGUUUUGAAAGGGAACAAUUUUGCUUUGAGAAACCAUCCAGGCAACAUAAUAAGACCUGAAAUGUUGACAUUGUUGGAAUCAGAUGAUAUUCUCAAGGCAGUUGAUGACUUCUAUUACUCUACAAUGUUACCUCAGCUGUCUAAAUUUUUAGACCCUUCAAAGUCCCCUUGGAGUGACUGGGUAGAAAUACUGGAUUCAAACACAAGCAUUCCAGGCUCCCAAUUAGAAGAAGUAAGGGUUGCUUGGAAAUUGUGGAAGGCACACUAUGAUAGCAGAACUAAGUUUCCAUCAGUAUUGGCUUAAGAGUCUGGUGUCUUCUGAUAGUCAAAUAGUGGGAGAGUAAGAUUGUCGACCAGCAUCAAAGAUAGAAACCCUCUAUUUGCUAUUUGCUAAAACAAGGAUGGAAAUUCUCAACUUGGAGGCCAUUCUAAGGGAAUCCAUCCAUUUUUUGCAGUACAACAAAUAUUAUCUCUAAGAAAACGAUGGACCUUUUGGGUAUGCAAUAGAAAAAAUGUCGAGAAGCCCUGUUCCACAAUGAAUAUUACUGCCUUUUAGUUUAAAAUUUUAAAUCUGACCACCAGACAACAAUUACUCUGCCUGCUUCGCAUAUGCAAUAGUAACUGUGACUUUGCAAUUAUGUUCACUUUUCACCAAGGAGUAGUGGCAAAUGUGCUGGGAAAAGAACUUUUUUUAAAUAGCAGAAAAGGGUUGAAAUUGCGUCUUA